GAAAAGGGUAUACUCCAGAACUCAAUAGCGAGGUCGAAUUCUAGAGAGAGAAACAAAAAGUCUUAUCCACAACUCUCAAUCUUCUGCGACUACAAUGGCGAUGUCGUUCGCGGCUCCAACCUCAGUGCGAACUAUCUGCUACCAGACAAACAACAAUACGUACUCGAGAGGACCAAAUUGUGUGCAAUGCAAUUCGGCGUUUCACAAUGCGGUUUCAUGGAAUUCGGCUGCAAACCAUGUGACGCUUCGCACUGGUGUGAGACGAAUUGCGUGGAAAACCCUUGCUGUGAAGCAAGUUUCUGAAAGGAGAACGUUAACAAUUAGGUGUGCAACUAUAGAAGAAAUUCAGGCUGAGAAAGCUGCAGUUGAGAACUAUGUUAAGCAAAGGAUGGACAAGACUAUUGAAAGUGUCAAGUCCAAAUUCAAUUCUAUAAGGACUGGGAGAGCAGCCCCCUCAAUGUUAGACCGUGUGGAGGUGGAGUACUAUGGGACUCCAGUCAGCUUGAAGAGCAUAGCUCAAAUUAGUACCCCUGAUUCAAGUUCUCUAUUGGUGCAGCCUUACGACAAAUCCAGCUUAAAGACUAUAGAAAAGGCCCUAGUUGCCUCUGAUCUUGGCAUGACUCCAAACAAUGAUGGCGAAGUCAUACGGUUGUCUGUCCCUCCGUUGACAUCUGAUAGAAGAAAGGAAUUGUCUAAAGUUGUAGCUAAACAAGCUGAGGAAGGCAAGGUAGCAUUGAGGAAUAUAAGAAGAGAUGGCAUUAAAGCUUAUCAAAAACUUGAGAAGGAUAAAAAGUUCUCAGAAGACAUUGUGAGAGACUUGACAAAUGAUUUGCAGAAAGUGACAGAUGAGUAUGUCAAGAAGAUCGACUCCAUCUUCAAAGAGAAAGAGAAGGAAUUGCUGACAGUUUAGCAGCGCAUCACAUAGAAAUGUAAACGGGAUGUAGCUUCAUGGACAGUACUUGUCUUGUUUUUCUUGUGGGAUUGUAUUCGUCACAUUUUUGUUCAAAAAAUCAAUUAGGACUGGACGUAUUUGAUCAGAAUUCCUUUUCUUGUAUAGAGCAAGGUUUAGAGACAACAGAAUACAUCUUUAUCUUUUCCAAAUACUAGCCAUAGUUCCAGGAGA
Molecule: messenger RNA, 1123 nt
Organism: Rhododendron vialii
Lineage: Eukaryota; Viridiplantae; Streptophyta; Magnoliopsida; Ericales; Ericaceae
Product: ribosome-recycling factor, chloroplastic
Exons: 11
Coding region: 95-910 (271 amino acids)
Biological process (GO): plastid translation
Cellular component (GO): chloroplast
Molecular function (GO): ribosomal large subunit binding
Source: RefSeq, a predicted model, not a curated record